CUUAAAAAAUGCCUGCAUUUUUUGUAAAAGCCGGCGCCAAAAAGAGCGGCGGUGGAGCUGCAGCGACUAGGAAAAGAAAAAAUGGUGGAAAAUCGGAUGCAAAAAGCGAGGAGAUGGCCGCCAAAAUGUCACGACGUCAGAAGAUUAUGGCAGCUACGGAAAUUCAUUCGGAUGAGGAGGACUCACUCGCCGGAAGCGCCGCAGCAUCAGAAGCCGGAAGUGACGUGGAAUACGAGGAUGCACACGAGAGAAAUUAUCGAGAAGCCAAGAAGCUUUUGGACAAGAUUCAGAGCACAACAACGACACAAGAGGAGGUGGCAGAGAAGCUCCGGGACGAUGCAGUUGCACGUACAGGAACACAAGUUAAACGAGUUGCCGAUGUGGUUGAGCUUGAAGAUGAUCUGGAAAUUAGCUAUAAACCACAUAGAUUGUCUCCGCUCUGUGUCGCCUUCUCACCAGAUGCAAAAUAUGUGAUUAGCUGUGGAAAAGAGUCGAGUAUUGUCAAAUUCAACGUGGGCACCCGUAAAGUCGUCGGAAUCAUCAAAAGAACCAAAAAAAGAGCCGGAGUACCGGAAGAGCCGACAAAUGCUCAUUAUGGAGUCAUUUUCACUGUUGCAGUGUCGCCAGAUCAGAAAUUUAUCGCUUCUGGUGGUUUUGAUCAGGUUGUCAAGAUUUGGAAUUUCGACAGUUUGGAGCACAUCAAGGACCUCUCCGGACAUCGUGGACCAAUUUUUUCGCUCACUUUUCAGCUAAAAACCAAUAAUCUCUACUCGGCCAGUCAGGAUCGAUCUGUGAAGAUGUGGGAUAUCGACCAGCUCGGACUCGUCGACACAAUGUACGGACAUCAGGACGGUGUCCAGCAGAUUGGUGUACUGUCGAAACAGCGUGUGGCAACUGUUGGUGGAAGAGAUCGUAGUGCGAGACUAUGGAAAGUCGAGGAUGAGAGUCAAUUGAUGUUCAGUGGACUUCAAAACUGUGUCAGUUUGGACUGCGUCGCAAUGAUCAACGAGGAGCACUUUGCCACCGGAUCUGCUGAUGGAAGCAUUGCAUUAUGGUCAUUCUGGAAGAAGCGUGCUCUUCACGUCCGAAAACAGGCUCACGGAACACAAAAUGGUAGUGGACGAUGGAUUGUGGCGCUGGCGGUGUUACCGUAUUCUGACCUGCUCGCCUCUGGAUCCAACGAAGGAGAGCUUAAACUGUGGAAAAUUUCGGAAAAUUUCCGUCAACUGACCCCAUUCUUCUCCUACAGUAUCCCCGGAUUCAUUAAUUCGAUCAAUUUCGCUCCGAAUGGAAAAUCGAUUGUUGUUGGAGCCGGUAAAGAGCACAAGGAUGGAAGGUGGUGGGUGGAUCGUGAAGCCCGUAACCAAGUGGUGAUUCUUCCAAUCAAAUAUACAGAUGGAAGUGAUAAUAAUGACGUCACCAUUGGUGAUAAGACGGCUUCUGGAACAGUUUCAGGGGCUUCUGCUGGUGGUGGUGGAGGAAUCGAAUCGGGUGAUGAAUCUGAAGAAGAAGAAGAAGAGCUGGAGGAAGAGCUGGAAGAGGAGGAAGAAGAAAUUGAGGAAUAAGAUUCCUCACUGCCUGCGCCUCCGCCUACCUACCUACACACAUCAAUCUCUCCUCCAAAUAACCAGUUCUCUUAUCAAAUUGUUACUUUUUUUGUCUGUUUUUCCGCCUGUUUUUUGAUGAUUAUCGAUUGAAAAUCGGCCGAUUUUCACCUUUUUUUCACCCAAAAUUUGUUGAUUUUUUCAUUGUUAUUUUCCUUUUAUUUUCCUUUUAUUUUUAUUGUUUUCUAAUUUUUUUUGCAAUUUUUUGCAAUUUUUCUCCCCCCAAAAAACGUGAACUUUUUUAUCAAAAAUAUUC
Molecule: messenger RNA, 1860 nt
Organism: Caenorhabditis elegans
Lineage: Eukaryota; Metazoa; Nematoda; Chromadorea; Rhabditida; Rhabditidae
Gene: T02H6.1
Product: WD_REPEATS_REGION domain-containing protein
Cellular component (GO): nucleus
Molecular function (GO): U3 snoRNA binding
Source: RefSeq, marked reviewed